UCUUUCUACCUAAACUGACGUGUAUUAUGUACGUAACUUGUAAAGUGCCUAACAUUUCAUCCAACGCUUGCAGGUUGACCAGCUACCGGAGGAGGCCGACGAGUACUCCUUCAGCCGUUGUUUGGAGGCGUACUUGUUGUGGCUUUUUGGGUGGGUGAUGUUCUGUGGUAGUCACGGACACUCGGUCGACCGGGGUCUCGUGCACUACGCCAGGAGCAUCGCCGACGCCGCGGUCGGUGAGGUGCCUCAGUGGAGUUGGGGCUCCGCGUUGCUGGCGGCUCAGUACCGUGGCCUCUGCGAGGCUUGUACCAGGACGGACCCUGGCGCGAUCUUCGGUGGGUGCCCUCUCUUCAUUUCUCUUUGGGCGGCUGAGAGGAUUGCGAUCGGCCGCCCCCUUGUGGAGCACCACCCUUACGACGCGUCGCUGUACGAGAACAGACCGGCGGUCGACUACCCAACGAUGGGUACUCUGUGGUGCCGGCGUCAGGUACGUCGCUAGUAUUUGGUAAUGUUGUCCUACUAUUGUUAACUUCAUCCUACGUCACACUGACCUUAUUGUAUUGCAGCGCCGAUGGGCUCACGUGCAGGUUAGGCGGUCGUACGCGGAGUUUGUGAUGGAGUUCGACCGCCUUCUGCCGACGGACGUAGUGUGGGAGCCCUACAGUGCCUUGCUUACCCACAGUCGGGCGCCGCUAGGCCUGUCCACACUCUGCACGAGGGACCAGGCGUACUGGAUGACUACGGUUCCGAUGGUGUUCGACAUCUGUGUCGAGCCGCACGCACCUUACCGCGUGAUGCGGCAGUUCGGCUUCCGUCAGUCCUUUCCAGUCCCGUUUCCGGCGGGCGUCACGGCUGCCGUUCACCGGUACUCGCGCAAGGGUCAGCACUCAGCUGGUCACUGGCCUGCCAAGUUGGGGCCUUUUCUCGACGACUGGUUGCUUGCUACCGAGGAGGUCGUGGACCACGCGGGAGAGCCACACACGGAGGAGGGGUAUGAGGCGUACCUACGUUGGUAUCAGCCACGCACCCGUACUAGAGUCACCUACGCUCCGACGGAGCAACAGGCCCACGCCGCGAGCGCCAGAGACCUCUACGCCAGGCACCGCGACCAGGACUUCGCUCGUGCGGUGAGUACCUUGCAUCGCACCAUCGUCUCAUCAUCCUUUCUGUUGGACAAAGGCUACGAAUAUUUACGUUGUAAUUAACCGUGCAGGCCGUUGAGUGCAACAGGGUCGUCGUUGAUGCUACAACGGCGAUCCAACGGUUAGGCGCGGGGAUUGAGGUGGGGGCAGACGAGCACCUGUCGACGUACACGCGGAUACGGGACUCGAUGCGCUCGGUUCUCCGUGCGCUGACCUGUCGUGCUGCCGACGUUGCUCAGGCAGACGCAGCACCACAGGUGCGUCCCCGACCGACUGCUCCUCGUCCAGCUGCGCACGUUCCUACGCCGACACCCCCUCCCUUCGGAGGUACGUAUAUUCAAGGUCUAUUUGUACAUCAUCAAUCAAUUGAUACUCAAUUUAUGUGUAAGCUUACAAGUGUCGCGUCGUCGAUGUGUAGGCUUCGCUCAGCCUGGGACGACGCCGGGCGCCCACUCCUGGCAGGCUGCGGGGUCAUCGUCACAGGCAGGUGUGUCGGCCUCGCUGUCUGCGCAGUUCUGGCAGGACGCCGGGACUUCGUCACAGCCGCCCGGCACGUCUUGGCAGGGUCCUACCGGGACUUCGUCCGAGCACGGGUGGGCUUCCGCCACGCACUUCGACAUUAGUGACUUCGACUUCCCGGACAUUAUCGGUCCCUCACAGCUUGGAGGCGCACCGCCGGUGCACACGCAGGAGCAGUCGCCCUCCACCCCACUCCCAGACCCUCGCGCUACCCGUGCUGUCCCACCGGAUCGCUUCACGUACUCCCAGGACCACGUGCGAGCACAGGCCCGGAGGACCAAGCGGGGUCGCGGCGCGAGUCACGGCCAGUAGAGCAGACAUCUCUUUAUUUUUCUUUACAUUCUUGUACUAUAUGGUUGUAAACUGAAUAUGUUGUUGUUUAUAUUCGGGACUCGCAUUCC
Molecule: messenger RNA, 2062 nt
Organism: Oryza sativa Japonica Group (Japanese rice)
Lineage: Eukaryota; Viridiplantae; Streptophyta; Magnoliopsida; Poales; Poaceae
Source: RefSeq, a predicted model, not a curated record